This is a messenger RNA of Merops nubicus (carmine bee-eater), 789 nucleotides long. Its product is annotated as ubiquitin carboxyl-terminal hydrolase 33-like. The record is from RefSeq and is a predicted model, not a curated record. Lineage: Eukaryota; Metazoa; Chordata; Aves; Coraciiformes; Meropidae. The transcript has 3 exons. Gene Ontology annotation, molecular function: cysteine-type deubiquitinase activity. The coding region runs from base 1 to 351 and encodes 116 amino acids.
AUGGAUUCUUUUUCAUUUCAGCUUAAUAGAGCAUUCCAAGAAGAAGAAUCUCCGUCAACAUUUUACUGCAUCAGUAUGCAGUGGUUCAGAGAAUGGGAAGGAUUUGUAAAGGGUAAAGAUAGUGAUCCUCCUGGUCCUAUCGAUAACACUAAGAUUGCAGUAACAAAAUGUGGAAAUGCUGUGCUAAAACAAGGUGCAGAUUCUGGACAAAUAUCUGAAGAAACAUGGAAUUUUCUUCAGUCCAUCUACGGUGGAGGCCCAGAGAUUAUACUCAGACCACCUGUUCCUCCAGCAGAACCUGAUAUCUUGCAAACAGAAGAGAAGAUUGAAUUAGAAACUCACGGUCUGUAGCUAUUGAGAACAAGAUGAACUUGUGAGGAAGCUGGAUUCCUUACAAAAUGCCCAAAAUACAUUCCUAAAAGUUUUACGUCUGUUGGAGGCACAGCUCACUGGGCAUUACAUUAACUAGAGAACAGUAAGUUGAAAUAUGUAUUACAGUUUGCUUGAAGAGAGGCUGCUUCUCUUGUUUGAAAGGCAUAUAGUUUGUACAUUUUUUGAGUGUUUGGUCAAUGGAAAAAAUGUAAUUUCUGAAUUUUUUGGCAUAAAUCAAAACCUUGUUAUAUCCUUAGACUUGAAAAAUGGGGACAAAUUUCAGAGAUGUUCAGUAACCCUUCUGAUUCCUGAUUGGGCUUCUGAUAGCUACAAACUUUUGCCUGUCUUAAUUGUACAGUCUUGACAAACCUAGGUAUAUGGGAAGUAUAUUUUAAAUGGAUUGCAAACAAUGCUAAA